ACGGAGCGACCCGCGAGCGAAGCGGCGGAGACACGGUGACGAACGCGACUCUGUCCCGCGGGAAACGAGCCGAGCGGCGCGGACAUGUCCCCGCGGCGCAGGACAGCGGUGCGGACGCGGCGGAAAGCGGCGCGAACGCGGAGCCAGGCGGCAGAAGUGGACGGAGACUCGGAACGAGCGCUGCUGCUGCUGCUGCCGCCGCCGCCGCCAUCGUCGUCGGAGGAUUCGGGGGACAGUGGGUCGGACGAGCAGUGGGAGAUGCCGCCGUCCAAAAGGGGGCGCUCUGGUCCCUCUUCGUCCCCAAGGAAGGCGCUCUCUGCUGGGGCUGUGAACGGGAGCGCCCCCUGCUGGAGGAGAGGAGCGGCGACGCGGGGGAGGAGAGAGACGCACGAGGAGGCGGGAGGAGGAGGAGGAGGUGGCGCUCGCUGGCGUAACAUUGAGGAGGAGGACACCGACCCCGAGGAGCUGAAGUUCAGACCUUCUCGUAUCGUGGGCCCGCAGCUCAGCGUCACCUCCUCGUACUCUCCCCGCGAACUCUUCCAGCUCUUCUUCUCCUCCGAGGUCAUCACGUCCCUCAUCCAAAACACGAACUCGUACGGAAAACGCGCCAACGCCAACUUCGCCGCCGUCACGUCCAAAGACAUGUUCUCGUACAUCGCCCUGGUCCUGUACAUGGGCGUGGUCCCUCUCAAAACGCUCCUGGACUACUGGAGGAGCACACGUCUGUACACGCUGCCUUUUCCCUCCAGCACCAUGAACCGACAACGUUUUAACGACAUUUCUCGCUGUUUGCACAUGAACCAUCCCGACGUGGAAGCUGAGAACGAGCUCAAAAAGGGGACCCAAGAUUACGAUAAACUGUGCAAAGUGCGUCCUCUUUACAAACAGAUUUUGGAGGCGUGUCAGACGUACUACCACCCCAAACAGCACAUCUCCAUCGACGAAAGGAUGGUCGCGAGUAAAGCCCGGAUCGGCUUCAAGCAGUAUGUCAAAAACAAACCCACGAAAUGGGGCUUCAAGCUGUUCGUGUUGGCGGAUUCGAGCGGUUACACCGUCAACUUUUUCAUUUACGAUGGAAAAGUCGGAGAACCGUCGGGAAAUGGGCAAAGCUACGACGUCGUGAUGCGUUUACUCAACUCCACGAAAUUAGGAACGGGAUACAAACUCUAUGUGGACAACUACUACACGAGUCCAACGCUCUUCAGACACCUUCUCAAACGCAAGAUCUCCGCCUGUGGCACCAUCCGCUCGACUUUACGAGAUUAUCCGAAAGCGACGAGGAAUAAAAUGCCCCCGAAGGCUGCGCGCGGAACCAUCCGAUGGCUGCGACAGAAGGACCUGCUGUUCGUGAAAUGGUUCGAUGCGCGAGAAGUCACGAUCUGCUCCACGAUGCACAAGGCCAGCGCCAAAGAAUUCGUCAAACGGAAGGUGAAAAACGAGCAGGGGCGCUGGGCGGAGAGACAGGUGCUCGUCCCCGACUGUGUCAAAGAUUACAACCGGCACAUGGGCGGAGUCGAUUUAUCUGAUGCGCUCAUAAAUUCGUACAACGUGGUGCACAAAACAAAAAAGUGGUACAAAACGCUGUUCUACCACUUCAUCGACAUCGCCGCCGUCAACGCGUUUAUUCUGCACCGCCAGCUCAGCGCCAUGCACCGCCAAACGCCGCUCACGCAGAAGGCCUUUCGUGAAGCGCUCAUUUUGGAGCUGGCCGACAUCGGGUCGACGCCAAACCGGAGACUCAUCGCCACGUACCAGGCGGCGACGCCCGUCCAGCUCCCCCGCCCCUCUGCAGAUCCGCCCAUCGCCACGGACACCGGAAGCGAGCCGGACUUCGGGCUGGUGCACCUGGGGCAUCUGCCGGCGGCGUUCGCGGAGCAGCUCAAAGGCGUCCCGUCGCGGAUGAGGGGCACCACGGGGAGGAGGACCUGUGUCAUGUGCGGAAGUAAAACUCAGGUCUACUGCUCCGUCUGCCUCAAGACCAUGUGCUUCAACAGCUCCAGGAACUGCUACCGCGAGUUCCACCGCCGCAACCACAUCGCCUCCUAGAACUGAGACUGAGACUGUCAGGUGCUCAGAAGAGCGCAGGGAGCAGAAGCAAACUGUCAGGUCUGAAAACAAACUCUUGGUCUGAAAAAAGAACCUAAUAACAUUUGCCUUCAAACUGUUUAAAUGAAGCCACGAUGUGUCGUCCACAGAGGAUUUGCCACCAAAAAGAAAAAAAAAAGAAACAAACAAAAAAAACACAAGGCCGUACAAAAGCGGACGUCACAGCAAGAAAAAGAACAAUCAUGGAUCAAACCAUCAACACCAGCGAGAGUUUGGACUCAGACAAAUAAUGAUUUCAGCUGCUCUGAAACAUCUGCUGUGGAGGAACAUCUGCUGUGGAGGAACAUCUGCUGUGGAGGAACAUCUGCUGUGGAGGAACAUCUGCUGUGGAGGAACAUCUGCUGUGGAGGAACAUCUGCUGUGGAUUCGGCGGCAUUGAAGUCCAGUCCAAAGAUGAACCUCAGAGGUCGAACACGGACACAGCACAUAUUUGUUCUUGUCCUCUGACCACGGCACGAUCUUCUGUCUCUUGUUUCUCCUCCAUGUUCCACACACACGUUUUCUUUGUUUAUUUUCCUGUGUGUGACCCGAGGAACCUGCUCAGGUCCACCAGGUCACCACGGGUCACUCAGAAAAAACGAGUUUUACUCUGUUUCCGAACCGACACCGGCACGAUUCUGAAAACUCUACCUCUGUGUCAGGUGCCCUCCCCCCGUGUGUGUCAGGUGCCC
Messenger RNA from Boleophthalmus pectinirostris (great blue-spotted mudskipper), 2777 nucleotides. RefSeq names its product piggyBac transposable element-derived protein 4-like. NCBI's taxonomy places the organism in Eukaryota, Metazoa, Chordata, Actinopteri, Gobiiformes, Gobiidae. The transcript is spliced from 3 exons. The record is from RefSeq and is a predicted model, not a curated record. Bases 85 to 2046 code for a protein of 653 amino acids.